CAAACACCAAAUCUCAAAUCUUGAACGAAAAGGAGCAGAAAGAAUAAUAAUUCGGUUUUCCUGCUCUUUAAUCAACUACUCAAACAAAAAUCAAACGUGUAAAAUAAUAAUAAUCUGCGCUUUAUCUCUAACAAUGACACUUACUGGUUUAUUAUUGACAGUUCGGACCAGUCCUACUCGUAAUGGUCUGGAAGCUCAUCACGCAUGCGCAGUCGCUGCCCUGGCGGAUGAUAAUUGCGAGCAGAGCGCGAACCCAGCGCCGCCUCCCUGGUCCCCGCGCGCGUCUGUCCCACUAACAUGAGGCUUUUCAUUCCCCUUCGGACCCAGAGGAGCCGCUGACCGCCGCUGGAAAGCCCCCCCAUCUCCCGCUCUCCUCCCUGCCCGCGGAGGUGUCGCCGUGGAGCGGUCGCCACGCAGGCCGCGGAUCGGGGUCUCGUCGCUGGGUGGAGACCGCUCAGACUCCCCGUUAGCCCCGUUAGCUCGCUACGAUGCGUCGCUGCUGCCACCGCCGCUGCUGCGUCUCUUCUGUUCAGCGAGGCGGGUCCUUGGUUAGUGGUUCACCCCGACUGAGCUGAAGGGGGACACGGGAAACGACGCCGCACCCUUCGAGAUGGAUGUUGAUUAUUGUGCUGGUGGGGACAGUACCAGGAGGAAAGUGGAUCUGACUGUGGCAGAAGGCACAAUGGAUGUUACACCACUGGAAAUGUACGACUCCGCCAGAGCAAAAAUAGCUGCCAACCUCCGGUGGCUAUUUGCAAAAGCCUAUGGCAUUGACCAUAUUCCAGAGGACUUAAGGGACCCAUUCUACACAGAUCAAUAUGACCAGGAACACAUUAAGCCGCCUGUCAUCCGCCUACUGCUGUCCUGUGAGCUCUACUGCCGCGUCUGCACCCUCAUCCUCAAGACGGAGCAGGCAGUGUCUCUUCAGUCCCACCUGUCCGUCAUCCAGGCCCUGUCCAGAAAGGGGAUUUACGUCGUGGAGAGUGACGAUACGCCCGUCACAGAUGGAGACCUGGCCUGUGUGCCCAUCAAAAUGAGUGCUCACAUGCCCAUGAUCGAUGCCCUGAUGAUGGCCUACACAGUGGAGAUGAUUAGCAUCGAGAAAGUGGUGGCUUCCGUCAAGCGCUUCUCCACCUUCAGUGCCUCCAAGGAGCUGCCCUUUGACCUGGAGGACACUAUGGUCUUCUGGAUCAACAAGGUCAACAUGAAGAUGAGAGAAAUAUCGGAAAGGGAACACAAAGUCAAGCAUCACCCUUUGGAGUCCCCCAGCCACCAAAAGCCUGAUGUCGUGCACAAGCCGGCCCACUGCAUGCUGGAGCCAAAGGAGCUCACUGAAGCGGUGCGGUAUCGCCGGGAGCAUGCUUCAGGCCGACAGCAGGCCUUCUUCCCUCUCCUGGAGGAACUGAUGAGGGAUGUUUGUGACGGAGCUGCACUGCUCACUGUGGUUCACUACUACUGCCCGGACCUCAUGAAGCUGGAUGACGUUUGCCUGAAGGAAGUGCCCUCCAUCGCUGAUAGCCUGUACAACAUCCAGCUGCUCAGAGAGUUCGCCAACGAGUAUCUGAAUAAAAGUUUCUAUCUGACAACGGAGGACAUGCUCUACUCGCCCCCCGUGCUGAAGCACAAUGUGAUGGUGUUCAUCGCUGAGCUCUACUGGUGGUUUGAAACUGUCAAACCAGAGUUUGUCCAGCCCAGAGAUCUCCAAGAGUUUAAAGACGCUCGAGCCAUAGCUCAGCCCAAGAGUGCCCGUCCAUCAGUGCCCAUUUCCAACGCCACCAAGCGCAGCUUCCUGGCCAGUCCUGGCGUGGCUGAUAACCAGAUCAGCCCUGAAGUCUGUAACAGGUACUUCCUGCACCCUGAAGACUCUGACCCCCUUAAAGGGGGUCCAGCCUUCAGUCCUUCCCACCCACUACUGCCCCUGCGACAGAGACAGCAGAAGCAGCAGGGAGAGGAUGGAGCAGGUCUGAGAAACCGCUCAAAUUCUCUGACUCAGAUGGACGGACAACCCAGAGGUUCUAUUGCUGCAUGGCCAGAAAAGAGGCAAAGACCACUGUCCACACUGAGUCCCUACAUGUUGCAUUCAGCCGCAGACGGUGAUGCAGAUAUGGCCUCUGGAGACAGCGUGAGUCUGGCUCGCUCCAUAAGUAAAGACAGCCUGGCGUCCAACGUCAUCAACGUCACACCCAAACACCAGACCUCUGUCCACCAGCCCUCGCAGGGUGCAAUGCGCAGAGUCAACGGCCACGGCCUGCUGGCCAAAGUUAACAUUGAAGAUGACGACAAAACUAUUGUGGCAGUCGCACGGACUGAUUCUCCCGCCAUCCCCAAACAGGCUGACGGGACACAAGCGACUGCCGCAGCGUUGUCUAAACCUUCCACUGAGUCCAAACCUGCACCAGAUAGCUUUUACCUAGAACCACUGAUGCCUGCCGUUAUCAAAACGGCUAAAGAAAAGUCUGUAUGCCUAAACAAGGAGGAGGAGAGCGGUGAGGUGCCCCGCUCCUCAGGACGGGGAUCUUUACACAGAGGAGAUGGAUCUACAUCAGCAGUUCGUAGGAAAACAUCCUGCACCCUAAACCAAACUCUUCCCCCUCCAGGUGAGGAGGCAUACUUGUCAGAGGAGCCUUGCCAGAGUCAGUCAGGUUUAAGGCCCACUGCCACAAGCAGCGUGGACCCCUCGGCCAGAGAGCCAGUUGGGGGUUUCUACCGGCAUUCAGACGCUGAAGAACCAAAGUGUGGCCCAGGCCUGGAUCCUGAGCUGGAAGACCUGGAUGAGAAUGAGGAAGAAGAGGAUUUGGAUGAAGCGAGUACCACUAAAGACCCCAAUUGGCCCAGGAAAGCCUUCAAUGAGGAAGAUGAAGAAGAAGAAUCAGCCAAACUGCAAGAGGAUAUGAAUGUGAAAGAGCAUGAUGACAAAGACAUGAACGGAGGCAGCGGUCGUUCCAGCCCCUGUCUCAGCGCUAACUCCCAGGCCAGCAGCAUGGCCAGCAGCAUGGCCAGUGGCAGUGUGCGUAUGACCUCCUUCGCAGAGCGCAAAGCUCAGCAGCAGCGCUUCGGCAGCAACCACGACCUCCGCUCCAGUGCCUCCAGCUCCCAAAGGACCACCCCAGAUGGAUCAGAGAGCAGCGGGCCCCUGUCGUCCUCCUGGAGGCUUAAAAGAGACCAGAGCCCCUCCUCGCCCAUGGGAGGACACUCUCGUACAGGGGAUGGUAGCGGUGGUGUCCUGACUUCUGAACUUGUCCAUCUGCGUAUGCAGCUGGAGGAGAAGCGACGUGCCAUUGAGCACCAGAAGAAGAAGAUGGAAGUGCUGUCGGCGAGGCAGAGGCAGAAGCUGGGAAAGGCAGCUUUCCUGCACAUCGUUAAGAAAGGUGGAGGCAAGAGUGACUCUUUACCCAGUCCGCUUAAGGCCGGCAUCUCUAAAGAAGAGCUCAAUGGAGAAAAAGGACCAUCAAAUAAAGAUGGCUUAUGUGUAGAGGCCCUGAGGGGGGACAAAGAGGUGGUGGGAAACCCCCCGCCCGGUGCCUUAGAAGCAGAUAAGAAAGGAAGCAGUGGCAGCUUCUAUCUUGAGGAAGAGUUGGACCUAAACGAGUGCAGCCGCUCCAUUGAGCUGCUGAACGACGCCAUCGGCAGCAUCCAGCAGCAGAUGAUGCAGAUGUCACUACAACAGGAGAUGUUGAUGAAACAGAAUGUACAGUCGCCCCCUGCUGGUGCAGCCCUGCCUCCUCCUCAGGCUAGUGACAAAAACAGUGACCCUAAGUCGGGGGCCAGCUUUCAUUAUGUGGAGCAAUGCUCUGGCAGUAACACCGCCCCCACCAGGAAACCCCCCAAGCUGAGCUCAGGCCGGAGCUCCAGAUCCAAACCAUCAGAUCUAAAAAUAGCCAAGGAGCAAGUCCGGCAAGUGUCCAGGACCCUCACCCCCACAAAGAGUGGGUCAGAGACUUUACCACAUAUGAGGCAUUUAGCCGGGGGCAGGUCCCCCAGGGCCGAGCAGCCCGGCAACACCAGAACCCCCACAGCAGGAGAGACAAUCGACAGGCCGGGCUCUGGCCACAUUCGGAGCGCCAACUUCAGGCUUCAUGACGAGGCAAACAUGCGUCUGCCGACCAGGCUGGACCUGACGGCAGUGACGGCCUCAGAAGUGUCCUUUGACGACUGCCUGUCCAGCACCCUGAGGGAGCCUGAGCUCAACUCUUCAGACGGUUCGGGGAAAGAGAACAUCCCAUCAGAGGAGCUGCAGCGCAGCAGAUCCCACCUGAUCGAGGUCGAUCUGUCUGAGCUGAAGGAUCCUGAGGAAGAGGAGGGUGCUGAGUAUAACACAACAGAAGGAGGGGAUGGAGAGCAGAAGUCAGGCCUGGGCUUCUUCUUCAAGGACGAGCAGAAGGCCGAGGAUGAGCUGGCGAAGAAAAGAGCAGCGUUUUUGCUGAAGCAGCAGAAAAAAGCUGAGGAGGCUCGACAACGUAAGCAACAGUUUGAAGUUGAAUCUGAGCUGAAACGAGAUGAAGCAAGACGGAAGGCCGAGGAGGAUCGCCUGCGUAAAGAAGAGGAGAAGACGAGGCGGGAGCUGAUUAAGCAGGACUAUCUGCAGAGGAAGCAGCAGGAGAUCUUUGAGGAGCAGGGAGUUGUGAAGCCCAAAACACCGAAACCGAAGCAGAAGCAGAAACACAGACAGAAGCCGGUGCUCAGAGAGGAAUCCUCCAGCGACACUGUCUCCAAGUGCUCUUCCACACCCGACAACCUGAGCUCUGCCCAAUCAGGAUCCAGUCUGUCUCUGGGCUCCGCCGCCACCAACGAGGCCGACAGCGUCAACUCUGGAGGAGCUGGCUCUCAGCGCUGUGACUCUGUGGAGUCGUUUCCAGGAAGUCGUAACAGUCGGACUGCAGAACGCGACUGGGACAACGGCUCCACUGCUUCUUCCAUCGCUUCCAUGGCUGAAUACACUGGUCCCAAACUGUUCAAAGAGCCCAGCGCCAAGUCGAACAAGCCAAUCAUCCACAACGCCAUCUCUCACUGCUGCCUGGCCGGCAAAGUCAACGAGCCCCAGAAGAACCAGAUCCUAGAGGAGCUGGAUAAGUGCGAGUCCAACCACCUGAUGAUCCUGUUUCGUGACGGCGGCUGUCAGUUCCGAGCGCUCUACUCGUACUUCCCCGACACCGAGGAGAUCCAGAAGCUGACCGGCACCGGACCCAAGAGCAUCAGCAAGAAGAUGAUCGACAAGCUGUACAAGUACAGCUCGGACCGCAGGCAGUUCACCGUCAUUCCUGCCAAGACUGUGUCGGUGAGCGUGGACGCCCUGACCAUCCACAACCACCUGUGGCACGUCAAGAGGGGUGCUGUGCCAAAGAAAAGUGUAAAAUAGCCGGAGGCUGGACUCGGAACCCUCUAUCUUUACAAAUCAUCAUUUCCCUCAUCUCACUUGUGUCCUGAAUUGACUGCAUCGGCGCUCACAGCCAAGCUCGCCGCCACGCUCGGCCUCCAGGCCUCCUCAGGAGAGGCCCCAGCCAUGAACAAGGGAAAGGGAAUACGUGCUCGUGUGUGUGUGUGCGUGUGUGUGUUACAGGUGGUCUGAGGGACUGGUGCUUGCAACAAAAAGAGGAAUGAUGCCGGCUGAAUCUGCUUCUCCUGCCUGUGAUCUCAGUGCGAUCUGUUCAGGUUUCGUUCUUUUUCUACGACGACCACAACAACAACUCUCAAGCAUGUGGCAUUAUAUUUCUCUUUUGUCUCUCAUGUGUGGUGGAUGUUCAUUUUUUUUUUUUUACAUGAAGUAUUUAUUAGUUCAGCACUGUCAUGACGGAGAGAGCUCAGCUGCAGCACUAAAAUCCUUCCUUCCCCCCCCGGAAGCACCUCUCCUCUGGACUCUUUCGGACACCAGGAGAGGACAUCAGGGGGGGGACUUCUGUCUCAAAGGGACCUUUGUUACGACCCCUUUAGGUCUGUGGGACGACCCCUCUGUCGUCCCGUCAAAAACACUUUCUUCCCUCGUGGACCGUCGAAUCAGGCUGGCAUUGCCGAUUUUUGCCUCACCAGGGAUCUCCGAACAACCUGCUGCUCUGAACUGUCUUCUUCUUUUUGUCACGGGGUGGGGGGGGGAGAGCUCCCCUCAGGUCUCCCCCCCAGACAUCUGUUGGCCUUUCACGCAUCGUGGUACUAUCGCCUCUUUUGAUUCAACCGCUUUUUAAACUCGACGCUGAUCGUGUAGCACUGGGUGUGUGUGUGUGUGUGUGUGUGUGUAUAGCAAGAAGAGAAAAAAAAAAGGAACAGGUCAUUUUAAAUCCUUUUCUUUUUUAUUUGGAACAUCCUUUUUUCACGAGGGUGUCAGAAGAGGGCGAAUCAUGGGCUCUGCUACACAAAUUCUGCUUUGUCUGGUUUUUGUUUGAGCGUUUCUUUUUUGUUAUUUUUAUGGAUUCUUCUUGAAGCGAUGUGGUUCUAAAGUGAUGUUAAUGCGUUUUUCAUCAUAACAGGAAAUUCUCUGAUGUUUAGGCCUUAGUCGUGUUUUCUCCCCACCGGGCACUCUUGGAUUGUCCUGUUUAAAAAAAGGUGCACUCACGAACACUACUUUCAUACAGUGUAACUCCCCCACUCCUCCCCCCACGUGUCUGCCUGUCCCGCCACGACAGCAACACACACACCCCCUCCCGUUGUGAAGCGUGUGUGUGUUGCUGCCGUGUCACCAGUUCGACUGUGGUUCAGUUCUGUGCCGACAUUAAAGAACAUUCCUGACAAGGUUUUGACGAACACUGCCACGUCGUCUCUUCUCCUCCUCCUUCUUCCUCUGUCGUUCUAAACACAAUCAAAGUGCUUCUUCGCAUUAAAACCGUUCGUUGGCCUCGAGAAAAACAACCACAAGUGUCGCACACGCACUUUACUUUUCCGUUUGUCGUUUGGGGGAAUUUUUACUUUAUAUUUGUUUUAAAUGGGCAUAAAAACGAGGAACUAAUUGAAAACACUGCUGUCGCCGUGCGCGCCAAACCAAACACUAUGAUUUGAAUCCUGACACGUGAAGCUGACAUGAUACUACUGCUGUCUCCGAGAACAACAGAAUACUUGAUUUCUCAUCUGCUGCAUUGUGGUGUUUUGGGGGGGCAGGGCGGGUCGUACAUCUUUAAUCGUGUGUCAGUGUAUUUUUAUGUUAACUAAAAGAUUGUAUUGGCAUUUGGUCACCAUUUUUGUUACACCAGUGUAUUUUUGUCAUCCCUGUUUAUUUUGUCGUUGGUCCCAUGCCAUCUAUUUAUUUUGAAAUGGAAGCACUGAAACGGAAUAAAUUUUCAAGUGAUUAAAAGUCA
Messenger RNA from Hippoglossus stenolepis (Pacific halibut), 7280 nucleotides. RefSeq names its product calmodulin regulated spectrin-associated protein 1b (gene camsap1b). NCBI's taxonomy places the organism in Eukaryota, Metazoa, Chordata, Actinopteri, Pleuronectiformes, Pleuronectidae. Gene Ontology annotation, cellular component: microtubule minus-end. Gene Ontology annotation, biological process: cytoplasmic microtubule organization; negative regulation of microtubule depolymerization; neuron projection development. The record is from RefSeq and is a predicted model, not a curated record. Gene Ontology annotation, molecular function: calmodulin binding; microtubule minus-end binding; spectrin binding. The coding region runs from base 611 to 5356 and encodes 1581 amino acids. The transcript is spliced from 19 exons.